ACCAGUUCACACACUACCUCCGUCUUCUCCGCCAGCCCCUCCGACCGUUGAAUACUCCAUCAUGAUCCCCGCCGCCGUUUUCGUCCUCUGUCUCAGUUUGGCAGCGGCAGUGCCACAUAGAUUUGCCAGGCAGGCCGACUGUCCAAAUGCCUUCCAGAACGUUCCAAAUCCCUGCAAGUCCAACCCAGACCAGUCUAUCUACUUCCCUCACCCGACUGACAACACCAAAUUUAUCCAAUGUGACCUGUUCGGGCGGAUGUUCAUCGUGCAGUGUCCAGCAGGAGAAACCUACGUAUCUACCAGCACCUCCUGUAUCGACCUUUCCAAACCUUUGACACCUGCCCCUGCAACGUCUGCACCGGUCGUGGUUGAUCCCGUCACUUCUGGCCCUGUCGCAGUAGACUCGAACCCCUGCACCCAGACCAACAUCCAAGCAGGCAACAUCUAUUUCUCCGUUGCCAACGACAUCACAAAAUUCAUUGAGUGCGAUUUACUUGGUCACCCUACCAUCCUCGCCUGCCCAGAUAGCCUUGUCUGGCAAGAGUCUCGCCUGUCAUGUGUUUUCCAGAUUGGAACCGUUCUCCCCGCAAAUGGUAACACUGGAACCGGAAGUGGAAAUACUGGAUCCGGAAGUGGUAACACCGGAACUGGAACCGGAACCGGAACCGGAUCUACAGAUGCCAUGAAGAACCCAUGCACAGCGGAGUCACUUUCUGCUGGACAACUUUUCUUCUCUUACGCCCCAGAUUCCAACAAGUUCCUGCAGUGUGAUCUGUGGGGAGAUGUGUACGUCAACACCUGCCCAACCGGUCUCAAAUGGAACGACUCGGCCAAGACAUGCGCUUCCGGUUUCAUCAACAUGGUACCAAGUGGCAAUUAGACUAUGAUCUCGUUUGUCGAAUUUGAUCAGAUUCGCCUUUUGAUUAUUACGUCGGAGAAUAGUCGUAAGUUCGUGGCCAGUUUUCACGAAGUUUGGUGUCAUACUCUGGGUAGAGAACGGCCGAGGUCUGAACAAAGACAUAACUAGAAUGUCUCACGUACUUUUUUAUAACUUCAUUUUCAUUUCAUUUAUUUCUCUACAUAAGGUGACUAUACCAAAGUAACCAUAGAAUCUGAUUGUCAUGGUGAUAUUUUAUUGCAUUAAUACGGUAGUUGACAGUGUGCACGUGCAAAUGUGAUGCGCGUGCAGCUUUAUAUAAGGUUUAUAUUAAAACAAUUGAACACAU
Pecten maximus is the source of this 1226-nucleotide messenger RNA. RefSeq lists its product as uncharacterized. Gene Ontology annotation, molecular function: chitin binding. Gene Ontology annotation, cellular component: extracellular region. The coding region runs from base 62 to 880 and encodes 272 amino acids. The record is from RefSeq and is a predicted model, not a curated record. Lineage: Eukaryota; Metazoa; Mollusca; Bivalvia; Pectinida; Pectinidae. The transcript is spliced from 3 exons.